AUGAUAACUCCACCGGACACUAAUUCUUACCUAUCCUCAUCCACCUCUAAGGACCCGGGUGGUGCGACGAGUAAACUGGGAAAACCUAUUGCCAAAGAAAAAACCAGCCCCGUUCCUAUAACUCUUAGACGCGAUAGGCCCGCUAGAAAACGAAUCCUAUCGAGCGGACAUUUGGAUAGCGGCUAUUUCUCUCCCUUCAUUUGCACCUUUUGUUUCAACCCAUAUUCCGCCACUCAGGAAUGCUCCAAAGAUAUAAAUCACACUAAUGCUAUUAUUCCUUAUAUCGAAGAUACCUUAGAAUUUUGUCGAUGUUCUUCGAGGCUCAAUAACGACCAAACUUGCUCCAACAACUCCUUGCUCAUUAAUAUCCGCAAUAAUUGUUCCUCAAAAAGUGGUAGUAAAAGUUGUAGAAAACUAAACAACAGAUUUAAUUUCGACCAUUUGAGCCCCGUAGACUUCCAAGAGGAAUCGAGUGAGGAAGAUGAAAUUUCAGAUAUCUCGCCUUCGCCGACUGUUAUCUCUACCCGUUUUUUGUCGUUGGAUAAAAGGUUGACAAGUUAUCCACUACAUAACCAGCCAAAUAAUCUCAACAUCAUUGAUCUCACUAGCAGUAACCGCCAUCAUAACUCUUCGCGAACAUUCCAGGAAACGUUAAUCGGCGCGAGCAAUAACUAUACGCAAACGAAUAACGCGAUUACCUCUUCAGACUCCCCUCUUUCGAUAUUAUCUUCCGACUCAGAAACAUCGACCAUUUCAAGUCCGAUCAACAUGGACAAGACCGAUUCAAUUAUAUUGCCCCAUGACGGUUCAUUACCUAAAAACAAAAUCGUGUCUCAAAUUCGAUUGUCUAGACCAGACAAAUCAUCCCUUUACCUUAGGAGGCAAAAGAGCAAAUCUCCCGAUGCAUUAAUCCCUUCACUUACGUCCAUCAAAAAUGUCCGCAUAUCAAUCAAAAACGAUUCUCGCGUAUUCGCCGAACCAAGGAUAUUCGAAACGAGAACAAAAAUUGCCAGAAUUCGAGAUAAAGCGCUCGUGUGUCAGCGAAUCGGAAUACAGCUACGUCAUGUGGGCGAUUCUUUUGAUCAAUCACAUCUCGCUGCCAGCCGACCCUUUUGGCGAACGUUAGACCUUAUGAAAUUAUGCGGGAAAAUAGUCUAUUCUUCCUUAACCAAUUAUUGA
Gordionus sp. m RMFG-2023 is the source of this 1179-nucleotide messenger RNA. RefSeq lists its product as uncharacterized. The transcript has 2 exons. The coding region runs from base 1 to 1179 and encodes 392 amino acids. Lineage: Eukaryota; Metazoa; Nematomorpha; Gordioida; Chordodea; Parachordodidae. The record is from RefSeq and is a predicted model, not a curated record.